This is a messenger RNA of Dibothriocephalus latus, 447 nucleotides long. Lineage: Eukaryota; Metazoa; Platyhelminthes; Cestoda; Diphyllobothriidea; Diphyllobothriidae. The record is from the annotation of a GenBank genome assembly.
AUGGUUGAACCUGUGCCAACAACUGAGGCAGACGCAGAAACCGAACUUCUAAACAUGAACGAAAGCACACCAGUUGAGGUCUGUGUAAUCGAGGAGGAAGGCACGGUUCCACCGGCAGGGGCCUGUGAAGUGAAUCUGGUAUUUUACUCACAAUCUGCCGGCUACGCGCGAUGUCUCCUACCCUGCGAACUGAACGGCAAUCCAGAGGAGAUAAUCUGGCUAAGAAUGGAGGCAGAGUUUCGUACAGCGCCCCUACAGAUUGACGUUCCGGACGUACAGUUUGGCAUAAUUUGCCUCUUUGACAGUAGUGUCCGGGAGAUCCGACUGUCCAAUCCUCAUUCUAUCGUGCCGUUGGCGUGGAGAGCAGAAUUCGAGUCGAUUCCAGCUCUCGCGCUGAAGCAGCUGAAACCUUACCGUGGAGCAGAGGAUUUUUCAUCGGAUGAAUAG